Molecule: messenger RNA, 3936 nt
Organism: Ostrea edulis (European flat oyster)
Lineage: Eukaryota; Metazoa; Mollusca; Bivalvia; Ostreida; Ostreidae
Product: tripartite motif-containing protein 45-like
Exons: 2
Coding region: 164-808 (214 amino acids)
Molecular function (GO): zinc ion binding
Source: RefSeq, a predicted model, not a curated record
UCAUGUAAAUUUCUUGCAGGUAGGGAUCUUCGUUGUGCCGCACCUGUUGUGACAUGGGACCUCGCCCCAUUUCGUCGCCUCUUACGACAAGCAAGGUAUACUGAGGACCUAUUCUAGCCCGAAUUCCCACUGGAGUAUGUAAACAACAUAUGAUAAUCAAGGAAUGACUACUGCCACCACCACAGCACAGGAACUCAUCACCUGUGACCUAAACUGUGUCAAGCCUGUCCAGCAAUUCUGUAACAGCUGCCAAGUCGGUCUGUGUGAGGACUGCAUCAACAAACACGUCAAGGGACUCAAGUCCAUAAAGCAUGACAUUGUUCCUUUCAGAAAGCGCACGGUCCAGCUGGUGUUCCCUCAGUGUACAUCUCAUUCCCACCAGAGAUGUGAGGGCCACUGUCAACAGUGUGAUGUCCCGGUCUGCAUCACAUGUCUCCUGGAUUCACAUAAAGGUCAUGAUGUUGAGGCUAUUGCAGACAUUAUUGACAGAAAGAGAGAAAACAUUAAAAGAGAAACAGAUGAAAUUGAAAGCAGUAUUAUUCCAAAGAUCAAGUCAUGUGAUGCAGAUGCUGAAAAGAAAUUUUUUAUGUCCACGGCCUACUACUCUGAUUUAGAAAACGAAGCUAAAGAUAAAAGAAAGAAAUGGCACUUAGAGGUAGACAACAUCUUUGACAAACUUGAAUCACUGAUUCAAUCACGAAAUUACGAUCCUGAAGUCAUGCCAGUCCCAGCUCAGAAGUCAAAAUUCCAUUAUGAUCCAAACUGUUCAAGAAAACAAAACAAUUCUAGAGUCCAACAAAGCAUCUGAUGUCAACAAUUACGAAUCCAAAGUGACUGAAUUCAGAGUCAUUCCACAAGUACCGUAUGUAAUGUCACCCUCUCUCAAAACAAACACAGUCCAAGGGAGAGAACUAAGUCUAGAAUUAGGAGAAUACAGGGCCAUACUGACACAGAUACUACCAAGUCUGAAAGAUGAAGUAUUUUAUUUAUCUGUUGAGGGAUUAUUAAAACAAGCGAAAGUGAUUGCAAACAUUCCGACAAAUGUCAAACAGUUAAACAAAGUGGCCAUUGUUAGAUCAGAUAGAGCUUGGGUUAGUGGAAAAGACAAAAUCAUACGAUGUGUUGACAUACAUGGAGCUGUACAAGGCACUGUCACCAAUACAUGUAAUCCGUAUGCUAAUGACACAACAGUGAACAGACAGGGAGAACUGAUUUACAGUGAACAUUGUCAGAAACGGGAAGACAGAGACACUGAUCACCACACCACAGGGCUUGCAUCCAGGGGGACUGUGCUGUACCAGAUCAGGAGACAUCCUGGUCACUAUGCAUACUACUGAUAAAAGUCAUUACAAAAUCAUCCGUUAUCAGGGACAGAGAGUGGCACAGGAAAUAGAUAAAGAUGAACAUGGCAAUCCAAUAUAUUUAGGAGGGAAAAAUGCAGUGUAUGUGACAGAGAACAAGAAUGGCGACAUCGUGGCUUCUGAUUAUAAUGCUAAGGCAGUGGUAGUGGUGGACAGGACAGGAAAAGUCCGAUUCCGAUAUAACAAACCACCGGUUGGAAAGAUAUUUUUCGGUCCAAGACAGAUAGUGACCGACUCCUUUGGUAAUAUCAUUGUGGCAGAUUCUAGCAAUCCCUGUCUACACAUUCUAGAUCAGAAUGGACAAUUCAUUAAAUGUUUGGACAAUUGUGGAUUAAAGGAUCGGCCUAAUGGAUUGAGUGUGGACAAUGAGGGGAGGUUGUGGGUAGGGUUGUACAAAUCAGGAGAAUUGAAAGUAAUAAAGUACGUGAAAUAAACACCAAGACAUUCAGGUAUAUUGAUAUGCUGUUGUUUUGCGAUGUUUGGAUUUCUCAAGUUUUUGGAGACUAAAAGAAAAACACUAAUAACAACCCUGCUAAUCAUAAACGCAUAUAGUGCUGUACAACUUCAUUCACAGAGAAGGAAUCUCAUGGAAGAUUUUAAGAAAAAUGAUGUACUUUUAUAAAGCCGUCCAAGCACUAGGAACCCUGACCAAAAUGUUAUAAUUCAUGUAUUAUUUCUAUGUUCUUAAUUAGUUUGCUCUCCAGGAGGGUUUUUUUUUUCGUAUCUCUAGUUUCUUCUUCUUUUUUUUUUUUUUUUUUUUAGGUUUGCGCCUAAAUGUAGCUCUCUGCUAUAUUUGCGAGGUUUUGGGUUAAUUUUCUCGUGUAUUGUGCUUUCAAUUUUUUUUUGUUAACCAUGUCACUUUGUGAAAGGGUCUAAGGUUAAGUAAUUGCUAUUUCAGUGCAAGUUUUUAAAAAAAAAAGAAGAAAGAAACUAACUGGGCCAUAUCAGGCAGUACUCCCAGCGUUCAGAAGGGCUACCAGUCUAUGGAAUCAGAACACGUGAGACCGCGCUGUAUAUGGAACGUUCCCCGUGGUGGAUUCAGCAACUAUUUUGUGGACCUAGUGUUCACAUUGGUUCGAAGUCGGUAUUACCCAAGUAUCGUUGUCCAGUGGGAUACCUGUGAGUCCGGGACUGCAAGCGGAAGGGCUGUUAGCGCUGUAUUGUGUAUGGAGGUCUGGUCGUGCCAAUUGUGACGUGGCGUUCGAUUGAAUUGUGCUGAGUAGCCAAACUUUCAUUUUGAGUUUCAGUAAAUUAACAUUUUAUCAAAGAGGAAUUUCAGAAAUUUUGUAUUUACAAAACGUAAUUUACUACUGUUUAACUUUUUCUGUAGUUAACGGAAUUUGUUACAAUUUGAACCAUUUUGUAAUAUAUUUAUUACCAGUUACAUUUUCAGCCUGGACUGACGUAUUUGUUGUUAUGACUAUUGAAUUGUCUUGACAUUUAUACGUUAUAUUCAUUGUCAAUAUUGCCAGGUUUAUUAUAUCAAUGUAUAUUUUCUUUCUAGGUGAGAAAGUGGAUGUGUGUAUGUGAAAGUGUGAUUACUUUGUGUUUUUCAAACAUCUUUAUAUUUCUUAUCUUAUUGCUAAAUAAAUUUUGUUUUCAUUUAUUCUACGAUUUAUCAUUUUCUCUAUUGCCUACACAAAAUCCAAAAGAACUUCAUUACAUAUGGUUCUGAAAAAUAUUUAAACAAUUCUGACUUUGCAUCCUCAUUAGCCAAGUAGUGUUUUCUGUGAGUCAAUCAGAUAUUAUUUUCUGUGAAUUAAGGAGAUAGUAUUUACUGUCAAUUAUUGAGAGAGAAUUUACUGUGAAUUAAUGAGAUAUUAUUUUCUGUGAAUUAAUGAAAUAGUAUUUAUACUGUGAAUUAUUGAGAUAUUGUUUACUGUGAAUUAAUGAUAUAGUGUUUACUGUGACUUAAUGAGAUAAUAUUUACUGUGAUUUAAUGAGAUAGUUAGUGUAGAUUUAUGAAAUUGUAUUUACUGUGAAUUAAUGAGAAGAGUUCAAUGUGAAUGAAUGAGAUACUGUUUACUGUGAAUUAAUGAGAUAAUAUCUACUGUGAAUCAAUGAGAUAAUAUUUGCUGUGAAGUAAUGAGAUUAUAUUUACUGUGAGAUAAUGAAGUGAUAUUUACUGUGAGAUAAUGAGGUGGUAUUUACUGUGAGAUAAUGAGGUAGUAUUUAGUGUGAGAUAAUGAGUGUUUAGUGUGAGAUAAUGAGGUAGUGUUUACUGUGAGAUAAUGAAGUAAUAUUAACUGUGAGAUAAUAAGGCGGUGAUUACUGUAAACUAAUCAUAAUGCUUGAUAUAUAUUACCCUCCAAAGGCCUUGUUUGACAGUCGCUUACCUCAUCUUCCUGCGCAUGCUUAACUUCCUGUUUGGCUGAGGCUAUGGUACACAUGGCGAUACCUGCUGUUACCAGGACAACAGACAGAUAUUUUUCUUUUGAAUAUCUACAAAAACAUAUAUGUAUCAUUGUGUAAAUGUUUUCACUUUGUACAGUAGAAUCGAAUCCUGCAGAAAGUCUUCACUUGUUUUGUAAGACAAGCUUUGUUUUCUGUAUUUAUUUUACAUAAACGAAAAAUC